GUAACCCUGAAACUGAAGUUUUGCAUUGUUACCGCGUGAGUCUUCAUUGUCAAUUCGGAGUUCAUCGUUCACCCUUCGCCCGUUACUCCUAAUUGUACAUACGAAAAACACCGAUGUAGCCGCUCUCACAGACUUCUCUGCUGACAUUAAAAAAAAUUUGCUGCUGCCACAAAGAGUGUGAAUCCAUGGAUAUCGUGUAUAUAUGUAUUGUGAGUGCAUACGUGAUAAAGUAAACUAGGUUUGGGAGUGAGUUUUGAUAUGAUCGCUCGCUCUCUCUGUCGUAUAAACAUUAUGGAUGAUAGACGAAAUAACCGCGAAAUGGUGACGGUAUUAUUUCUAUGCCUGUUGUGGUAUGUGAUAUCUAGCAGCAGCAAUGUUGUCGGUAAGAUGCUGUUGUCCGAAUUCCCGUAUCCGCUCACCGUCACCAUGGUCCAGUUAACCUCGAUCACUCUUUAUUCCGGCCCAUUCUUUAAUCUUUGGGGCGUGAGACGAUAUUCGUCCAACAUAACGUGGAGUUAUUAUUUACGGCUCAUCGUACCUUUAGCCUUAGGCAAAUUCCUCGCAAACGUGUUCAGCCACGUCAGCAUUUGGAAAGUACCUGUUUCCUAUGCUCACACUGUGAAGGCUACAAUGCCCCUCUUUACGGUAGCCCUAUCAAGAAUAAUACUUCAAGAACAGCAGACAUGGAAAGUCUACUUGAGCCUUGUACCAAUAGUCGGUGGUGUAGCGAUUGCUACGUUGACAGAGCUUAGUUUCAAUAUGAUAGGCCUGAUAAGUGCAUUAGCAUCCACUAUGGCAUUUUCUUUGCAGAAUAUUUAUUCAAAAAAGGUACUGCAUGAAACAGGGAUACAUCACUUAUGGUUACUGCACAUACUUGGCCGUCUAGCUCUCUUUAUGUUUUUACCAAUUUGGGGUGUAUAUGAUCUAUAUAGUUUGAUAUAUGAACCGGUGAUGAGACCAUCGGUAGAGAUGAGUUAUUAUAUAUUAGGAUUGUUGUUUUUAGAUGGUAUAUUGAACUGGUUUCAGAACAUUAUUGCAUUUUCUGUGCUAUCUAUCGUAACUCCUUUAACAUACGCGGUAGCUAGCGCGAGCAAACGCAUAUUCGUGAUCGCAGUAACAUUACUCAUACUUGGCAAUCCAGUUACAUGGCUGAAUAUAUUUGGAAUGACUAUGGCCAUAUUUGGAGUAUUGUGUUACAAUAAUGCUAAGUAUAAUCAGAAAAUGGAGAAACAAAAGGAGACAAUUCUUCCAAAAUAUUAUAAUCCAACUCAGAAUGGUAAUAGCAGUUCCUUUAUGGUAAAUGGAUUUGCCAAUAAACAACAUCAAUCAUUUGCAAUCUAGUCUCAAUU
This is a messenger RNA of Cataglyphis hispanica, 1349 nucleotides long. Its product is annotated as solute carrier family 35 member E1 homolog. Gene Ontology annotation, molecular function: antiporter activity. Gene Ontology annotation, cellular component: Golgi apparatus. The record is from RefSeq and is a predicted model, not a curated record. Lineage: Eukaryota; Metazoa; Arthropoda; Insecta; Hymenoptera; Formicidae. The coding region runs from base 259 to 1341 and encodes 360 amino acids. The transcript is spliced from 3 exons.